CGCGUCUUAUUUGUUUAUCACGCGUGCGGUUUUUCAUUUAUGGGCGUGUCGUGUUUAGCAAAGACGUUUCUUAGCCAAACCCAUCCUCUACCUCGUGUUUUUUGCUCUAAAGUAACGAUUUUGCACAAAUGGAAGAGCUUUUAACGAAACAAAAGGAAGAAUAUAAAGAAUUCCAGUCGACUUUGGCGUCUAUGCGCCGUCAGGGAAAGUCUGGUAAUAAAAAGCAAAAAAAGCAGUUGAAUGAGAAAAUUGCUCAAUUGGAGUUAGAAUUCAAUCAAAAACAGCAUGAAGAGCGUCAAAAACUUCAAAAUGUGCUUGAUCCUGAGGAAUCAGCAGACGAACCGCUUUCUGCGGAUGCAUUACUGAGACAAAUGGAGAAGGUUAGUUUGUCGUCUCCUUCGGUUUCUUCUACUCCAAAAGCUGAUGCUGAAAACAAUGUAAAGCCCAGACGAAAUCGUCAAAAAGAGCGUCUGGAACGCCGUAAGGAACGAAUGGAAGCCGAAAUGAGAGAAGCUGAGCUUGCAAGUGCUAGCAUGGGAAAUCACAGAGGAAACGAAAUUACGAAAAUGAAGAAGCUUUUAGAGAGCCUAAAUUUAAAGGAAAAGGAUAUUCACACAGAUGGGCAUUGCCUUUUCGCAGCGAUAGCUGAUCAAAUGCAAGCGGUUUAUGGAAAAACUCUAGAGGUGAAGCAAUUACGAGAAAUGGCAGCAAAUUUUGUUGAGCAGAACGCCGACAACUUUGCUGCAUUUUUAUUUGAUGAGGAGACAAAUUCAGUGACACCUAUUGACAAGUAUUGUUCAGCAAUUCGCAAAACGGCAAAAUGGGGAGGCGAUGUUGAACUGCGCGCUCUUUGCAAUUCGCUCAAUGUACCCAUUAAAGUACUGUGUGCAGAUGCACCAACUAUUACUUUUACUCCAGAAACUGAGACGAACACUGUUGCGGACAAGAAACCACUUACUCUAUCUUACUAUCAACACCUGUAUGGUUUGGGCGCACAUUACAAUAGCGUUCAUGAAAUGAACGAUUGAGAUGCUCUUGUCAAAAUUACUUUGUCUCAUGUACAAUCGGUUACGUAUAAUUACCGCUUCUUUUUGCUAAAUUCUUCACUUGUCAUCUUUUUUGGCGAUUAUACUGACACUGAUGAAUUUGCCAAGUUGGUUUUCGAUCCUUGAGUAUCUAGAUCAAGAACUUGUUGAUGUAACUGGUAAAGUUAUUGGAGAUGAUUUUUGAACGAUACCCAAACACAUUUAAAGUAUUGUUUUGCUUGCCCCGUUUGAACAUUAGAAUUGAGGUUUAAUGGAUUUCACACUGAACUCUACUAUUGGACAUCUUCGAUGGGGUAGCAGAUUUCAAUUCGUGUAUCUCUUUGAAAAGGUUCAAUUACUACUACUAAAGUUACGGCACCUUCAAGAUACCACUAAAAUUACUGUCACUUGAACUGUGCUUAGUGUGAAAGCAUUGGAAGUCGAAAAUGCAGUUGAUACCAGUGCGUUGGAAGAAUUGAAGCGAUGAAAGGCAAACUCUGUUUUUUUGAAAAUUUAUAACGAAAUAUUCUCUUAGUGACUGUCCGACGUCUCUGGCUAACCGCACUUAAUGAAUUGACCUUUUGAUUGUUUGAAAAAGGACAUAUUCAAUCUACCAUCUAAUAGCUUAGUUUAAGCACUCACUCUACAUUAUCGUUUUUGCGAGCGCACCUUUGACCUUAUUUCUGAGAAUACGACCAGGGAUCGGGUUAAGUAUGCUUAUGUGAAAUAGGAGUUGCUUUUCAGUGCUAACGGAAGAAAGAUUAUAAAGCUCGAACGUUGUUAUUCAUCGUUAUUGUGUGCGGUCGGGAUAGAAAUUUACCAAUUGUUAGAAAAUGACUCUCACUUAGUCUAACUAAUUUUAUAAUUAAACGGUAAACACUAAAUAAACGGGUCCGUUAAAGUGUGUACGGUCCCAAACUGAAAAGUUGUUGGCAAUAAGCAAUAUAAUAACAAGGUCUUCAUUUUUUUCCUCA
Schizosaccharomyces japonicus yFS275 is the source of this 1999-nucleotide messenger RNA. Its product is annotated as OTU family cysteine protease. The transcript has 2 exons. The record is from RefSeq and is a predicted model, not a curated record. The coding region runs from base 129 to 1028 and encodes 299 amino acids. NCBI's taxonomy places the organism in Eukaryota, Fungi, Ascomycota, Schizosaccharomycetes, Schizosaccharomycetales, Schizosaccharomycetaceae.